Molecule: messenger RNA, 3096 nt
Organism: Acanthopagrus latus (yellowfin seabream)
Lineage: Eukaryota; Metazoa; Chordata; Actinopteri; Spariformes; Sparidae
Gene: eogt
Product: EGF domain-specific O-linked N-acetylglucosamine (GlcNAc) transferase
Exons: 16
Coding region: 35-1783 (582 amino acids)
Cellular component (GO): endoplasmic reticulum lumen
Molecular function (GO): protein N-acetylglucosaminyltransferase activity
Source: RefSeq, a predicted model, not a curated record
CAGUGAGUGUAAUCUAAAGGAAAAAGAGAGGCACAUGGCGCCAUCUUGUGCCUGCAGCUCCAUAUUACAGACCGGUAUAAGGUUUCCGGUGUUAUGGCGACCACCGGCAACAUCUUCGCUUCAGUGUGGAGGACAGCGAGCUGUGUAUUCAGGCUGCUGUGAAGAGAAGGCGACUAUCUCAUAUGUCUGGGUGAUUCUGACUAUGCUGCUCUUGGUAGCACUGGGUAUCGUUUUUUCUUUCACUGUGGUCACCACCGAGAGGGUUGAGAACACCAACCACAAACCACCAUCACCGCCGCUCAAUUACAGCUGGAUCUCUCUGCCACCAGAACACAUACCCUACUUCCUCUACAACAACAAGAAGGUUGCCAAGCAAUGCCGCCUGGACCCACUCUGCCCUUUUAAACAGGAUGCACUGCAGGAUCUGGCACUCUGUUGGGGUUAUGAGAAGAACUGUGAUCCAGGGAAGCGUUUCAGCUAUCCUGUGUGUACCAAGGCUGACUCUGGAUGGACCCGUUCACUGGAUGCAGCCCAGGAGCUUUUCUGGAAGCAGGCUGACUUUGGCUACGUCCAGGAGCGUCUCACUGAGCUCAAAACACUCUGCAAGGCCAGCAAGCCAGGGGACUCAUCAUUAAAAUGUAGCAGCCACACUCGCUUCUGUAAGGCAACCAACCUUUAUCUGGACCUGCGUAAGCCACGUAGAAGCCAUGAGAGAUACAGGGAAGACUUCAUUCAGAGGGGAGAGAUUGGUGGUCUUUGCAGACUGAACAAGAAAGCACUUGCGGCUGAGGGAGAGCACAAGAGCCCCUUACAAUCCUGGUAUGCUGAGCUGCAGACAUACACCGAGCUAGACUUUGAUCCCAUAGAGGAUGGACACUGUGACAUCAUCGUUGAAAAACCCACAGUUUUCAUGAAACUAGAUGCUGGGGUGAACAUGUACCACCACUUCUGUGACUUUGUCAACCUCUACAUCUCCCAGCACAUCAAUAACUCCUUCAGUUCAGAUAUCAACAUCAUCAUGUGGGACACGAGUUUUUAUGGUUAUGGAGAUCUGUUCAGUGAAACAUGGCAGGCCUUCUCACAGUAUGACAUCAUCCACCUGAAGACCUAUGACUCAAAAAGAGUGUGUUUCAAAGACGCCUUCUUCUCCCUCCUCCCGAGAAUGAGAUAUGGCCUCUUUUACAACACUCCACUCAUUUCGGACUGCUACAGUGAAGGGAUGUUCAGGGCAUUCUCCCAGCAUGUCCUCCAUCGACUGAACAUCCCACAAGAUGGGCCUAAGGAGGGGCGUGUUCGUGUCACCCUGCUGGCUCGCAGCACAGAAUACAGAAGGAUAUUAAACCAAGUGGAGCUGGUAAACGCCCUCAAGACUGUGCCUUCCCUGGAGGUCAAUGUGGUGGACUACAAAUACAAGGAUGUUCCCUUCCUGGUGCAGCUGAGGAUCACCCACAACUCUGACAUCUUUAUAGGGAUGCACGGAGCUGGUCUCACACACCUCCUCUUCCUCCCUGACUGGGCUGUCAUCUUUGAGCUAUAUAAUUGUCAGGAUGAGAGCUGCUAUCGAGAUUUGGCUCGGCUGCGGGGCAUUCGAUACGUGACUUGGCAGAAAAUGGACAAAGUGCUCCCACAGGACAAGGGUCACCAUCCAACCCUCGGGGACCAUCCCAAGUUUACCAACUACUCCUUUGAUGUGGCGGAGUUCAUGCGUCUCGUGCUGGAGGCAGCUGAUCACGUCAGACACCAUCCCAAAUGGCAGCGCAGGGCUCUUCAUGAUGAACUCUAGAGUCUCUGUGAAUGUGGGACACACACAUCAGGCUGCUGAGGAACUCUUAACAUGAACCUGCCGUUGUUUUUAAAGUCACCUCUGCCACCAGUGAGUAUCAGUGGUCUGGCAGAGUCACCUCCUGUCUGCUGCUUUGAUAGGUCAGGAUGGGCAAAAGCAGUAUGGUGGACAAGUUGGAGGUUAGCUCCCACCAGCUCCAUUAGUGUCAAAUCAGUUAAAGGACGAGAAGAGUGCAGUGUUGAAGCAUCUGGAGAGCGAUGAGAUGUGUCCUAUGUUUCUUCAUUACCUCCGCUGCGUCUACUUCAUUCUACACCGACAAAGUUAGCUAAUGAGCAGCUGUUACGGCAUCCCUUCACAUGCGACAUCUUGUCACAUUUGAUCAGAGUCACCUUGAUGCGCGCCUCUUCAGAGCUGUUGACAAUCACAACGCCAGAGUUUUUGAACACAUCCAGCACACGACAGUCUAAUAUGACGGGUGCAGUGCUCACAUGCUGGAUUCACAACUUGAAUUGCAGACUUCGACUUUUUGUUGCAGGAAGUUGGAUUUGUGAACUCGUGUAGUUUUCAUUUAUGUUAAGUGUUAACAAAAAUAACUCUAAAAAUAGGAGACAGAAAGUAAAACACUCAAGCCACCGAGAGGAAUCCCUUUACUAUCAGUAUUAGCAUGCUUGUGUAUGCAAGUUCAGGAACACUUUUAAAAUGAUUUGAUACCAAGUACAGUGAAACACAUGAAAAACUUUUUGUCAGUGAAAUUGAACACUCCAUUGUUUUAUGCAACCCUAUGACAGUAAUGUUAAUAUCAAAAAUACCUGGCAGCUUUUUAUAUGUACCUUUUAAUAUUUGCAUCUGUAUUUACAGUUUACAUUCCUAACAUUUGGUAUUUAAACAUACAGUGUGUAUUUGUCUUGUUGGUUUGAUGCUGUUGAUACUGAUGUCUAUUUUAACUAUUCAUUCCUUUGCAUUUUCCCAAAGGAACUGCUUUGUUAAGAUGGUCAAAGUAUGAGCUACUGCUGAUGUACAUUACUUUUCCUUAAGCCUUUUGAAUACUGUAAGUCAGAUAUUUUACAUUAGACUAGUCUGAAAAGGAACAAGCACAAUAUGCAUGCCGUCUGGUGCAAUGCACAAGAAUAUCUGGGGUGCUAAGAAGAUAAUUUUUCUUAUUUCUUGGCCCUCAGUGAGCUUGAUGAUUUAUUUAUAGUUGAAACCAUGUUGAACUCGGCCGGACCUAUUUGGUCAGGGCUGCGCUAGACUUGUAGGCAAUUUCAUAUUCAGAAGCUGUGUAAUAUUUUGAAAUAAAUAAUUCUCAAAAAUGC